This is a messenger RNA of Plutella xylostella (diamondback moth), 3439 nucleotides long. RefSeq names its product unextended protein. Gene Ontology annotation, molecular function: transmembrane transporter activity. Gene Ontology annotation, biological process: magnesium ion homeostasis; transport. The record is from RefSeq and is a predicted model, not a curated record. NCBI's taxonomy places the organism in Eukaryota, Metazoa, Arthropoda, Insecta, Lepidoptera, Plutellidae. Gene Ontology annotation, cellular component: plasma membrane.
UGUCAACGAUUGCCGCCGCGCCGAAAUGUCAAUGUCAAAGUGAAAAAAAUCAAAAAACAUGUCGCAUUUAUAGCUGUGUAUUCUAUUUCUUGUUUUCAUUUUCGUUCUGAUGUAACAAAAAUGCCCUCAACGUCGAAUAUGUUACGGACUUGCGGCUUAAUUUCUUGCCUAAUUUUGUCAGUGCUCGGGGACAGCGAGGGAGCUUCAGAACCAUGGAUAAACUCGUUUAAAGUGGAGAAUAAACAGUGUUUUGAAAAUAAUUGUAAAUAUUUGUUGAAUGUGCGCGGCGGGCAGUUCCUGGGGCAUUCCUCGUGGAGAUUAACCCCCAACGCAGGUGCUAGGGGCGGCAGCUGUGAUGUGAUCUACCCUAACUACGAAUUACAGGAAAUUUUCACUGACCAGUGGUAUACGAGAAUUCAAGUGUGGGUUCCUAAUGUAGACGCGAAAAUAUUCUUCUGCCUACACAAUUCGGAGGAGAAGACCAGCCAUUUCGCUGGAAAGUUUGUUCAUCAAGGAGGAGACCUAUUUUUGGAUCCCAAAAAUGAUGAUGUUUCCCCUCACAAUGAUACCCAACUAUCCACCAGCGAAAGGAACUACCAAGACAACGAAAUACAGCCGACAGCGUCAGAUAAGUCAAACCUGGAACAGAUGAACUCCAACUGGACAGAUCUGUCCCACGACACCGACGUAAAUUACCAACCGAACCAGCCAAGGCUGACUAGAGAAGAAGCAAAGUACAUAGAAGUCCUACGCAACAACAAAUACGUCCCGUUGUACCAAAACCCAAAAAACCCCCACGAAAAGGACUCAAAGCAGCCCAGAAAGCUCAAAAGGGAGAUUAUUACCGCGAAUAAGACUUUGGAACACGAAGACAGCAACACUGUUGAAGCAGAAGCCAAAAGCAAACGAGAAAUAGUAAAAGCGGGUUUAGAAAUGACAACCCCAACCGUAGCCCCCACAACAGAAAUCCACAAGCGGCAAGUGACAGACUACGACGACAUAGUGGUCAGAGCUGAGCGAAUACCCGUCAGGAUCGAGGGUAUACGAGUGGAGGAGUCUUCGAAACCCCCAGAUAUUAUAGAGGGGGGUAUCCCCAGUGUGUUGUCUGGGUCGGGGUUGAGUCUAAGGGUGUUUGGGGAGGGGAUAACGGCUGGGACGGUGAUCGCGUUCACGUAUGAUGCGUUAGACUACGGGUUGCCGUGCAAGUUUUUGGUGAAGGGGGAGUAUAUGAUAAAACCAGACUCCCUCACAUCCAAAUCGGCCAUCUUCGAAAUAACCGCGCCAACCUCCCAAACAGACAUGAAACUCUACAUCUGCGCCAAAAACCUGCGCGCCGGGGUCAGUGACCCCUUCUCCGACGAAGACAAAUAUUACCAUCAAGGCAUCGAACCUUGGACCAUCCUAGCCACCCACAAUAAGCUACUACCCCUCUGGGCCACGCUAACACUAAUCUUAGUCUGUCUGAUGUUCUCAGCCUUAUUUUCCGGGCUGAAUCUUGGAUUGAUGUCUUUAGAUCGGACAGAACUGAAGAUUAUUUCCAACACAGGCACAGAACAGGAGCGUAAAUACGCCAGGGCUAUUAUGCCAGUUAGGGAUCACGGGAACUAUCUGCUCUGCAGUAUUUUGUUAGGAAAUGUGGCGGUUAAUUCCACAUUCACUAUUUUACUGGAUGAUUUGACGUCUGGUCUGUUCGCGGUGAUUUUCUCGACGCUUUCCAUUGUGCUGUUGGGCGAGAUCACGCCGCAAGCGAUCUGUUCCAGGCAUGGUUUGAUGGUUGGCGCUAAGAGUAUUAUUGUUACUAAGGCGGUGAUGGCAGUCACAGCCCCCCUCGCCUUCCCCGUGUCCAAGAUCCUAGACUACCUCCUCGGGGAGGAGAUAGGCUCCGUGUACAACCGGGAGAGGCUGAAGGAGCUGGUCAAGGUGACCACCGACGUCAAUGACCUCGACAAGGACGAGGUCAACAUCAUAUCGGGAGCCCUCGAGCUGAGGAAGAAAACCGUGGACCAGGUGAUGACCAAACUGGAGGAUGUGUUCAUGCUGCCGAUUGAUAGCGUGCUGGACUUUGAGACUAUGAGCGAGAUUGUCAAGUCUGGGUUCUCCCGUAUUCCCGUCUACGAGAACACGCGCGCCAACAUCAUCACCGUGCUCUUCAUCAAGGACCUAGCGUUCGUGGACCCGGACGACAACACGCCGCUGCGCACGCUGUGCCAGUACUACCAGAACCCCUGCAACUUCGUGUUCCACCACGUGACGUUGGACAUCAUGUUCAAGCACUUUAAGGAUGGUCACAAGGGCCACAUGGCGUUCGUGCACCGCAUCAACAACGAAGGCGAUGGAGACCCCUUCUACGAGACCAUCGGGCUCAUCACACUCGAGGACGUCAUUGAGGAGAUGAUACAGGCGGAGAUUAUUGAUGAGACUGAUGUGUUCAUGGACAACCGCACCAAACGCCGGCGCAACAAGCCGAUGAACAAGCUGCAGGACUUCACCGCCUUCGCGGAGAGGCACGAGACGCAGCGCAUCCACAUCUCACCCCAGCUGACCUUAGCUACGUUCCAGUUCCUCAGCACCAGUGUGGACGCGUUCCGGCCCGAGCUGGUGUCGGAGACGGUGCUGCGGCGGCUGCUGCAGCAGGACGUGGUGCGCCAGGUCAAGGUCAAGGCCAAGAGCAAGAGUGAUGCUGCCAUGCUGGUGUACCAGCAGGGGAAGGCGGUGGACUACUUCGUGCUGAUCCUGGAGGGGCGCGUGCGGGUGACGGUGGGGCGCGAGGCGCUGGUGUUCGAGGCGGGGCCCUUCACCUACUUCGGCGUGCAGGCGCUCACGCAGAACGUGGGAGUUGCGGAGUCCCCCACCCCGUCGGCGGUGGGCUCUCUCCAGAACCUGCAGGUGGAGGCGCUGCUCAGACACACCUUCGUGCCGGACUACAGCGUGCGAGCUAUUACUGACGUGUUUUAUCUUAUUGUUAAACGAUCUCUGUACAUGGCGGCCAAGCGAGCCACACUCAUGGAGAAGGGCGUGCUCUCGAAGGGGCUCGGGCCGACCAACGAACAGUUCGACACGGAGGUCGACAAGCUGUUGCAGUCAGUGGAUGAAGACCUGAGCGUGAGCGGGGACCACAAGACUCCGUCCAGACAGUUGUUCAACAACUGCUCUUCCCAGGUGUCCCCCCACCCCCCGCCGGCCUCCGCGUCCCCCUACACGCGGGCCACCUUCUCCCCCCCUAAGGACCAGAUGGACCACGCCGUGGACCACUCGGACCACGCGGACCAUGGGGACCACACGAGGGAGGAAGAGGAACAGGAGAAGCUGUUGAAAUAACACACGGCUAUUUUUGUUACGGAUGGGGAUAUGUUAUAACAGUAGUAUUGGGGUGGGUUGGUAGUGGUGUUGGUAUAAGACUCGAGUAUUCAUCAAGACAUUUGAGUCUUUGUUCAAAUGU